Canis lupus familiaris (dog) is the source of this 4659-nucleotide messenger RNA. It is a transcript of the gene ERAP2, whose product is annotated as endoplasmic reticulum aminopeptidase 2. Bases 198 to 2894 code for a protein of 898 amino acids. Gene Ontology annotation, cellular component: cytoplasm. The record is from RefSeq and is a predicted model, not a curated record. The transcript has 18 exons. Lineage: Eukaryota; Metazoa; Chordata; Mammalia; Carnivora; Canidae. Gene Ontology annotation, molecular function: metalloaminopeptidase activity; peptide binding; zinc ion binding. Gene Ontology annotation, biological process: peptide catabolic process; proteolysis.
CAGAAAGUGAAAUCAAAAGCACCUUCCCUUUCACUCAAAUCUGCAACAGCAUGGAGUAAGGUCAAAUCCAUCUUUGAAACAUAUCAUUCGGAUCCUGUGUGAUGUAACUGGAGCUAGUACAGUGCUGUAGAGAAUUAUGCAAUUUAGCCUGGAUAUUAAUUUGUUCUGGAGAAUGAUUUAGUAUCCAUUUGUCUACAAUGGCUAAUUCAUGCAGAAAACUGAUAUUUAAUAUUUACAUGGGAUUUUACUGCUCAGCCAUCUUGCCCAAAAUAUGCAUUUGUUCUCAAUUUUCAAUGUCAUCUAUUGAUCUGUUAAAUACAGACCCUGGGGCUUUCCCAGUAGCCACCAGUGGGGAACCAUUUCCUUGGAAUAAGCUAAGGCUCCCCAGCAUGGUCGUUCCCCUCCACUAUGACCUCUUGGUCCAUCCAAAUCUCACCUCUCUGGACUUUGUUGCAUCUGAGAAGAUUGAAGUCCUGGUCAGAGAUGCAACCCAAUUUAUCAUCUUGCAUAGCAAAGAUCUUGAAAUCAUGAAUGUCAUCCUUCAAUCAGAGGAAGAUCUGAGAUACAGGAAACCAGGGAAAAGGCUGAACAUUUUGCAUUAUCCUGCUCAUGAACAAAUUGCACUGUUGGUUCCAGAGAAACUUAUGGCUGAUUUGAGAUACUCUGUGGCAAUUGAUUUCCAGGCCAAUUUAGCCAACGGUUUUGAAGGAUUUUAUAAAAGCACAUACAGAACUCAUGGUGGUAAAACAAGAAUAAUUGCAGUAACGGAUUUUGAGCCAACUGGAGCACGGAUGGCUUUCCCUUGUUUUGAUGAACCACUGUUUAAAGCCAAAUUUUCCAUCAAGAUAAGAAGAGAAAGUGGACACGUUGCACUCUCCAACAUGCCAAAGGUUAAGACAAUUGAACUUGAGGGAGGCAUCUUAGAAGAUCACUUUGAAACUUCAGUAAAAAUGAGUACAUACCUUGUAGCCUACGUAGUUUGUGAUUUCAUCUCUGUGAGUGGCACAACCUCCUCAGGGGUCAAGGUGUCUAUCUAUGCAUCCCCAGACAAAUGGAGUCAAACACAUUAUGCUUUGGAAGCAUCAUUAAAGCUACUUAAUUUUUAUGAAAAUUACUUUGAUAUCAACUAUCCACUCCCCAAACUGGAUCUAAUUGCCAUUCCUGACUUUGAAUCUGGAGCCAUGGAAAAUUGGGGCCUCAUCACAUAUAAAGAGACAUCCCUGCUCUUUGAUACUAAGACUUCUUCUGCUUCUGAUAAACUAUGGGUCACCAAAGUCAUAGCCCAUGAACUAGCACACCAGUGGUUUGGGAACCUGGUUACAAUGGAAUGGUGGAAUGAUAUUUGGCUCAAUGAAGGUUUUGCAACAUACAUGGAACUCAUCUCUCUUAAUGCCACAUAUCCAGAGCUACAAUUUGAUGAUGGUUUUUGCCAUACAUGUUUUGCAGUAAUUAAAAAGGAUUCAUUAAAUUCAUCCCAUCCUAUCUCCAACCAAGCAGAAACUCCUACUCAGAUACAGGAAAUGUUUGAUGCGGUUUCCUAUAACAAGGGAGCUUGUAUUUUGAAUAUGCUAAAAGAUUUUCUGAAUGAGGAGAAAUUUCGCAAAGGAGUUAUUUACUACUUAAAGAAAUUCAGUUAUGGAAAUGCUAAAAAUGAUGAUUUGUGGAGAAGUCUGUCAAAUAGUUGUCUAGAUGAUUUUACAUCUGGUGAAUUUUGUUAUUCCAAUUCCAAGAUGACAAGCAAUAUACUGGCCUUUCUGGGGGAGCAUGUGGACGUCAAGCAGAUGAUGAGGACCUGGACUCUGCAGAAAGGACUUCCCCUCCUGGUGAUUGAACGAGAAGGGCAUUCCCUCAAACUGAGGCAGGAGCGCUUCCUGAGCGGAGUCUUCAAGGAGGACCCUGAGUGGACGGCCCUGCAGGAAGGGUUCCUCUGGCAUAUUCCACUGACCUACUCCACAAGUUCCUCUAAUGUGGUUCAUAGACACGUUCUAAAAUCAAGGACAGACACUCUGGAAUUAUCUGAAAAGACCAGUUGGGUGAAAUUCAAUGUGGACUCAAACGGCUACUACAUUGUUCACUAUGAGGGGCAUGGAUGGGACCAACUUAUUACACAGCUGAGUCAGAAUCACACACUUCUCAGACCUAAGGACAGAGUAGGUCUGAUUCAUGAUGCGUUUCAGCUAGUAAGUGCAGGAAGGUUGACCCUAGACAAAGCCCUUGAUCUGACUCGCUAUCUCCAACAUGAAACAAGCAUCCCUGCACUUCUCAAAGGUCUGGAAUACUUAGAACUAUUUUACCACAUGAUGCACAGAAGGAAUAUUUCAGAUGUCACUGAAAACCUCAAGCGUUACAUUCUCCGAUAUUUUAAGCCGGUGAUUGACAUGCAAAGCUGGAGUGACAAGGGCUCAGUCUGGGACAGACUGCUUCGCUCGACCAUCUUAAAAUUGGCCUGUUACCUGAACCAUGCUCCUUGCAUCCAGAAGGCAACUGAACUCUUCUCUCAGUGGAUGGAAUCCAGUGGAAAAUUAACAUUAAUUGAACUAGGAAUGGAAGGAGAAGUCAUCAAGACUCAAGAGUUGGGCCUCCUUUUUCAUGCGAUCACCAGAAGUCCACAGGGGCAGCAAUUAGCCUGGAAUUUUUUGAGAGAAAAUUGGACCCAUCUCCUUAAAAAAUUUGACUUGGGCUCACAUGCUAUGAGAAUAAUCAUCUCUGGCACAACAUCUCACUUUUCUUCCAAGGAUGAGUUGCAAGAGGUGAAACUCUUCUUUGAAUCUCUUGAGGCCCAAGGAUUACAUCUGGAUAUUUUUCAAAUUAUUUUGGAAACCAUAUCCAAAAAUAUUAAGUGGCUGGAGAAGAAUCUUCCCACUCUGAAGACUUGGCUACUGGUUAGUUCUUAAGUGGUCAGUAGAAAGAGCACUUUGGUUGUGGACAUGAAGUCAACAAAGCUCAAGUCAAAGCUCUGGAUAUUUCGCCUAAGCCACCAAGCAGCCUCAAGAAACCAGCCAGCUCAACUGCCUACCCUCACGGCUGUCUCUAGCUGACAGAUGUAUGAUGUUGAGGUCGGGGAAAUCCACUUCAGUAGCCUAUUUAAAAGUAAACUUCCUGAGUAAUGGAGAUAUGUUGAAAUGUGAAUAUAGAUAUAUAGACAUAGCUGUAAUAGAUUAGCCACACGGCACAUUAUCUACAUUGCCUUACACCAUGCUACUUUUUUUGCUUCUUUGAUGCUUUUUCUAACCUGCUUAGUAUCCUGGAGUUUGCCCAGCCAGUUUUACCUUCAAGGAAACAUAGCCAAUUCUUUUUUAAAAAAUCUUUCAUUUACAUCCUUUCGUCUCCUCCUUUUCUUCCUCUUUCAUCUCAGCCUGCAUAGUUCAUUUGAUUUCUACCAUUCAUGGACAACCUGAAUCAAAUUAUGAAGUAUAAGGAUCAGGAAAACAGAGAAUUUGUCACCAAAUCUCAGAUUAUUAGAAGCUAGGUGUCAGAGUUUAUUAACAAAAUCAGGAGGGCUACUUGGCUUGAACCUCACAUUUAUUUUUAAUAUUUUAUUUAUUUAUUUGAGAGAGAACACAGGCAGGGAGGAGGGGCAGAGGGAGAAAGAGAAGCAGAACCCCUACUGAGCAGGGUGGGUUCAGUCCCCACUCUGGGGACCCUGGGAUCAUGGCUUGAGCCAAAGGCAGGUGCCUAAUCAACUGAGCCGCCCAGGUGCCCCAAGCCUCACAUUCUUAAUGAGCCUCAAGUAUAGCCUUCUGAGGUCAUCUCCACGGGCAGCAAAAUCUGUAGUCACAGAGGCUCAGGAGAGAACAAUGAUACCUCACCACUUUAAACCAUACACUGUCACUUUUUAAAAAGAUUUUAUUUAUUUAUUUAUGAGAAACAGAUUGAGAGAGAGAGAGGCAGAGACAUAGGCACAGGGAGAAGCAGGUUCCAUGCAGGGAGCCCAAUGUGGGACUGGAUCCCGGGACUCCAGGAUCACGUCCUGAGCUGAAGGGAGGCGCUCAGCCACUGAGCCACCCAGGCGUCCCUACACUCAAAUUUUUAAUCUUUUGAAAAUUGCAAAAUUAGUUGGUGUUGUGUAUAUUUCCAGUUAACUCAGGUUUAAUGUAAAUAUUUAAAUGAAUCAUCAUACUUUAUAAUUCAGUUUUAGCAUUUCUUUAUAUUUUUAAAGGAAACUUGACCUCUGAAACGUAUUUCUAGAUGCUUCUCUGAAUUAUUUUAAUAAGGUAUUUGGAAUGAACAAAGAAACCACCACUCCAAAUACAGGUUGUAAAUUUAAUAAAUUCAUGUACCCAUGUAUGAAUCAGUAUGAAGAUAUAAACAUGUUCUAGAAAAAUUUGAAUCAAUACACAGAUGAUUAACUUUUCUGGGCUAUUAAGGGAAGCUGGGAUGUUGGGGCAGAGGUGAGGUGGGAAGGGUAUUGACUAGUCCAUUUUGGAGUGAUAUCUUGAAGGUUUAUAGAUCUUUCUUUGGUGCCACAGUCAGAGAGAGGGUACAAUUUGGAUAGACCAUGGGCAUGACAUUUUGUUAAGUUUUCAAACCAUUUCUUGGAAUCUUUGAUGUAUCCUUGGCUUUAGAUUUGACUUGGUUGUGGUCCUACCACAGUCUGUGUAACGCAUAUAUCCCUCUGCAAUUAUAUGUACUUUCAAAUAAAGAAACUGAAAAAGUAAA